This is a messenger RNA of Peniophora sp. CBMAI 1063, 543 nucleotides long. Lineage: Eukaryota; Fungi; Basidiomycota; Agaricomycetes; Russulales; Peniophoraceae. The record is from the annotation of a GenBank genome assembly.
AUGCCGCACCCUCUGUUGAACAAGCCUGCUCCGACUAUUACUUGCCCUAACGCUGACGGCGAGGACUUCACGUUCACGCCGGGCGCAAGCGGCAAGCCUGCCGUCGUCUUCUUCGUGCCGAGUGUCGGGACCUACGGAUGCAGUCGCGAGAUGUGCGGCUUCCGUGAUCAACUCGUUGACGGCAGCGCGUUCUCUGACAAAGCGGUCGAUCUCAUUGGCCUUGGCCCGAACCCUGUGAAGGAUAUCAAGACCUGGGUCACGGAUAACAACAUCAACUACACCGUUUUGAGCGACGAGAAGGGUGAAGCGCGCAAGGCGUUCCAGUGCGGAAAGGGCCUCAUGGGGCUCAGCGAGGGCCGCAUCUCGUUCGUCAUCGACAACAAGGGCAUCGUUCGUGAUGUCAUGGACUCUGUGAUCAACUACAACGGUCAUGUUAAGUUCGCGCUCAAGACCAUCGAGAAGCUCAACGGCGAGUCCAAGCCAGUCGCUGAGGCCACUCCUACGACGACCGCUCCGCCUGCCGAGCCGACACCUUCCUCUUGA